This is a messenger RNA of Prosopis cineraria, 934 nucleotides long. Its product is annotated as 60S ribosomal protein L9-like. The coding region runs from base 78 to 656 and encodes 192 amino acids. The record is from RefSeq and is a predicted model, not a curated record. The transcript has 2 exons. Gene Ontology annotation, cellular component: cytosolic large ribosomal subunit; ribosome. Gene Ontology annotation, biological process: cytoplasmic translation. Gene Ontology annotation, molecular function: rRNA binding; structural constituent of ribosome. Lineage: Eukaryota; Viridiplantae; Streptophyta; Magnoliopsida; Fabales; Fabaceae.
CCACCCCCUUUAGGGUUUUAGCGUUGCGUCAGAGAGCAGGGGCAGAGAGCGGCGGAGGGAGCUGGAGGGCGCGAAGAAUGAAGACUAUUCUUUCAUCUGAAACCAUGGAUAUCCCCGAUGGGGUAACCAUUAAGAUACACGCGAAGGUUAUCGAGGUAGAGGGGCCUCGUGGCAAGCUUGUUCGUGAUUUCAAGCACCUGAAUCUGGAUUUUCAGCUCAUCACCGACGAUAAUGGCCAGAAGAAGCUUAAGGUCGAUUCUUGGUUCGGAUCCAGAAAAACCUCCGCCGCCAUCCGAACUGCUCUCAGUCACGUUGAAAAUCUCAUAACCGGCGUGACCAAAGGCUACCGGUAUAAGAUGCGUUUCGUUUACGCCCACUUUCCGAUUAAUGCUUCGAUCACCAAUGGCAACAGGUCCAUUGAGAUCCGUAACUUCCUUGGGGAGAAAAAGGUGAGGAAAGUUGAGAUGCUUGAUGGUGUCUCCAUUGAACGAUCUGAGAAGGUGAAGGAUGAGCUCAUGUUAAGUGGAAAUGACAUUGAGCUCGUCUCUCGCUCGGCGGCCCUCAUAAAUCAGGUCUGUCACGUGAAGAACAAAGACAUUAGGAAGUUCCUAGACGGUAUCUACGUCAGUGAGAAAAGUACCGUUUUGGAAGAGUGAUUUCUGAACCUUCUCUUUGUUUUUGAUGAUUUUGAUUAGUUUUUGAGGUCGUUUUUGGAGGAUUUUUGUUCCUUUUAGCUUCAUUAUUUAUGGGCGCAACCCACACUAGCUUUAUCUUCAUGCAUUUUAAAUCCCAGUUCUCCUAUAUUAAAUUUUCUAUUUGUUAAUUCUAGUGCAGAAGCAAAGCGAUUGUUGUGUUGGAUUGAAAUUGAUCCGCGUGCAUGUAGAAAUAUUGGGUGGAUUUGAAUUCAAACAUGAAAAUAAAUUUUAUUCUAAUA